UUACGAAGGAUACGUACAUAACAUCGACGAGAAGACAAAAAAGCUAACACUUGUGAAAGAACACAAGAUGUACCAAAAGUCCGUGUUAUGGAUAUUUAUUUGUGUUUACCAUUGCUCACUUUGUCAAAUUGACACAACAUUAAUUACUAGUAGCCAGUAUUGUGGCACAUAUAUUUGAGGUUCCCUAUAUCUCAAUUGCCAUGAUAAUUUACAGUGGACAGGCUAAGCCCAUUAAAAUUGUGGCUAUGAUUGAAAUGGUUAUUAUAAAUAUUUUUUUGUUGUAAGAACCAAAUUAAAAGUGAAAACCCAUGAUUGCAUUUUUUAGUUGUCUCUUGCAAGACAGGAUCAAGAAUACAUGGUUUCCACCACUUUUUCCCAAAUGAAAUCACAGAUUUAACUGUUUUAGAAGAGAAAAAGAGAGAUGACAGAAACACUGUAAACAAAGUUCAAAAAACAGGAGAUGCAGAAGUUUCAAAUGCCCCAUCUCUACCUUUCCCUACUGAACAAGUCAUGAAUGAGUUACCACAACUGAAAUGGCAAGAGCCAAAGAAAGGAGGUUCUCCUUAUAAACAUAAGGAAUUUUUUUCAAAGAGGCGUUUUGAAAGAGACCAAUCCAGGCGUGAUCCCAGCGAUGAAGGUUCUAGAAUGCUCCAAGAAAAGCCUGGGGUUGUAAAUUGUAACUCAGACCUCUUUGUUGAGACUUCAACAGAUCAAGAAAAUUUUUUAAUCAAUCCUCCUGAUAUUGUCCUUAUUGACUCGUUCGGAGAAGCAUUUGAAAAAGCAAUUGGGUACAUUUUACGUCAACGAGUGGUGGGUGUUGCAUGGGAAGGUGUAAAUGUUGGUCGUUUUGGCCAUCUUUGCCUUGUACAGGUCGGUUGUAACAAGUGUGUUUACCUUUUUGAUAUUGUUGUCCUUGGUCGACAAGCCUUUGAUUCUGGCUUGGCAGACAUCAUGGAUUCUGCAGACAUUUUAAAGGUGAUUCACAAUUGUCGUCACUUCAGUGACGCACUAUAUCAUCAGUAUGGAGUCAGCCUUGUAAAUAUUUUUGACACCCAAGUAGCAGACGCCAUUAUUUAUAGGAAUGAAGUUCCGGAUAGAAAACUUCCAAGACAAACAAGCAAACUUAUAUCAUGUAUGUAUGAAUACCUUCAUCUUUCUCCUGAUGAAUACCAUUUUCAUAAAACUCGUCUCAAGCACACCAAGAAUGAUGAGAUGGUAUGGAAGAAUCGUCCCAUUGGACGGGAUUUGAUCGACGUUGCUGCAAAGACCGUUAUGUAUCUUCGAGAACUACGCUUGGCUCAGAUGGAACGUAUGAUGGAAGAGUUUCUCCACGGCGUUGAUAUCUAUCUGUCUUGUGUUAGGGACGCUCCUGAUGAUGUCGUUAAAAAGAAGUCAUCCACUGGUCUGCCUGAAAGGUUCUAUGAACUUAAACAUCGUGAAAGAACUCGCCACAGACAAGUUGAACUUGAGAUGGAUAACAGCAACGAGGUGGAAGAACAGCGUCUCGCUUGGGAGGAGGGACACCAUUUCAUGAUGAAAUACGAACAAUAUGGUAUGCGUGUGCGAGAACACAAAUACCCGCCACUUGCCGCGAGACCCGGAGGAAAUUCACAAGUCACCGACAGCCAUAGUACAACCGGGGAUCCCUCUAGUGAUGUAACAACAGGAAUUGACCGGCUGCAUGUCCAAAGCGGAGCUCCAGGGACACAACCAGAACUAAGGAAUUGUAUGGUGAAUGACAGUGGUUCACGUUUGUCUGGUCUCGACAGUCGAAGACCUGGGAUAUUCUCGCAAGACGAUUUUCCUCAACUCAGUUCAGACUCGGACAGCAGUGGCCAGUCUCCGCGCGCCUCAUCUGGUUGGCAACACACGAGGCCGUCACGUGAACCAAAAUUCGGUCGUGGCCGUGCAGCGUCGCUAAUGCGCAAUGCGAAACUACCAGGGGCACGUAAACCGAAAGAAAAAGCCUACGGAACAUCAUCAUCAUCAUACGCUGAUACCACUUAUCAUCAGGACUUGCCAUAUAAUGACAAGUUGCAAUUCCCGUCUGAUCAGGAACUCUUAACUUCUUCAGAAGUGGUUUCAGCACCCGGCUUGUACAAGAUACCCAGUGGACCGCGUGUUCGCGUUAGCCAUCGGCCUUAAUCCGGAAGAGGGAAGGUGACUGCCUAGAUCACGUGUAUUAACUAUUACAUCAAUCGGGAAGGAGAAGAUGACUCUGUUUUUAUUAUUCUUAUUGUGUUUUACUACUUACCUAAUACUUUUAUAAGUGCUAGAUAUUGUUCUACUAGCAAGUGCAUUUAGAUUUUUACCUAUUUGAGAUAUUUAAAGUUGAUGUACAUAGGGUUAAUGAAAUGCUGAUGCUUAGCACAUACAGACAUCUUCGAUGAGAUGAAACGAACGAGCCUUAUUAUAUAUGAAGUGAAAUUUGGCAGUCACUUCUUCCCGGACUACAAUAGUUGAAGAAUUUUUACGUAAGCAUUGGAGAUUCAAACACACAUACAACACUUCGCCGCGUUGAUUUACUGCAGGAGACAUGGAAAUUGACGACAUUGCUGCAGUGAGCUAGGAAGCUGCCAUUUUGAAAUUCGGUAUCUACUUAAGGGCGAACAGACUAAAGACGCAGUUGAAAAAAACAGUUAACCUUGUAUCGAUUCGCGUUGUUUGACCAUGGUGUGAGUUUCUAGGAUAUACGAAUAGAUUGCUUUGUCUAAUCUCUGGUCAGAAGGCAGAAAAGUGUUGUUCUUCGUUAAACAUUGCGUUGGGGGUAAAUGGCUAUGAUGUUGUUUGUGUAAAUCCCGGACCCUGCAAAUGAUGGUAUAAAGAUCCAGUGAGAUCUCGUUGACGUUUGAAAGAACAGUUGUCAAAGUUCGUAUUGAAAAGAAUGAACGUGGAGACCACUUUGCUCGUACAAGAGAUCGCAUGGUUUAGUUAAUUAGCCAGACGCGACUAUGCUUUUUGCACGUUUGCAUUCACGUUAAAGUUGACACUUUGCCUUGGUCCGUUGGACUGCGAUGACCAAUGUACUUCAAGUUUUAAAAAACAUCCCUCAAAACGUGACGUCACUGAGUCAAGUGGCAACCAGAAUAAAGAAAUAUUUGGUUUUUAUGGUACAUGCAUGUGGUCAAUUAGAACCUUCCUCACAAACCUCAUUCAAAGCAAACCUUUUUUGCAAUUCUGUUAGUAUUAUGAUGUGAUUAUGUGUUUGCUGUACAAAUAUGUGUGUUUUUAUGGGAUUACGCAGAUUAAAUUGUAUAAAUAUGCCGGUUAAAGUUACCAUUGCAGUGUUCAAACCGCUAUGAUGACUAAUCUAGCAGGCUUAAAGGGGCGUUUACGCUUUACACACGGCUACUAAUUUAGCCGAC
Dendronephthya gigantea is the source of this 3365-nucleotide messenger RNA. RefSeq names its product piRNA biogenesis protein EXD1-like. Gene Ontology annotation, biological process: nucleobase-containing compound metabolic process. Bases 511 to 2145 code for a protein of 544 amino acids. NCBI's taxonomy places the organism in Eukaryota, Metazoa, Cnidaria, Anthozoa, Malacalcyonacea, Nephtheidae. The transcript has 13 exons. Gene Ontology annotation, molecular function: 3'-5' exonuclease activity; nucleic acid binding. The record is from RefSeq and is a predicted model, not a curated record.